GCCACGCGUACGGUGGAGGAUUCACCGGAGGCGGUCCCGGCUCGGAUGGGGUCGCUCCUUCUCCGAGUGCCGACAUUCCCCGCGACUGCGGUCACGAACAGGGGAUAUCUUGCGCCUGUCACCGGGUAGAGGGACGUGACGUCGGGGCGGUGAGCUGGGUCGUAACAUAUGUCGAUGUCACCACCGUGGGGGGGUCCCUUUUAUAAGAUUAGCACGUAGGGCCAUCGCCCUCUAAGUUUUCGAACAUGAUGAGAAGACACGUCUUCUCAUGCGCAUUAAAAGGGGCGUAAGGUGCAUCCACGGGCAUCAUUUACUUCAUUGCGGAGUAAUUGCACCGGACACGCAGUACAUACACCACCGUAGACUUGUGCUGUUUUGACAUCACAGAACAGGCCACCCACAUUAUAGCGUGAUCUUUCUGCUGUAUCAUGGCAUCAGCUGGACCACACAAAAAAUGGAUUUCCAAGAAUAAUAGCAAUUGAAGAACUUGCAGAUGUCGUCAUGCCGUGUUCUUGGUGGUAGGAUCUGGUCACAAAUCGACAGAAGAAGUAUUCGAUAACUGUCGUCAUGGUAAUUUGUGAUGGGAAGAUUUGGCGCACAGUGGUAGAAUUCUUUGGAUCUCAGUCAGCAACAGCAACAGCACAGGAGAGUCGUCCAGCCAAAUACUACCUUUAUAUAGGCCACUCGGGCGCCGACCUUUUGGACUGUCUUAACUUUUCUCCCUCGUCGCUCUGUUCUCUUCGCUACUCCGUCCAUCCUUGAAACUGGGAUCGAAAACGAGAUACGAUUCACAUGUUGUUUUUUUUUUUUAUCUGUCUUGGAUGUUUCUGUGAACACGAUUGGGAAUCUUCUGCUUGGGAUCAGAUGAACAGCUUCAAAAAAAGAAAAAAAAAAUAGAUAAGUGUAAAGUUAUCAUCUUUUCUGGCUCAGCUUGUUCCUUGUUUUGUCUUGUUUCCCUGGUUUUCCAAUACAAAUCUGUGACUUAGAUUUCAGGUGGGAAACUUCUCCAAACAUGUUUUAGCUUUGGAGAAAAAAGUGUGCUUAUCUUGUCAUAUGGUUGGCUGGAAAGAUAAAAGAGAUGGACGGUGCUGCCUUGCCACUUUGUCAGCAGUGCUCGUGAUCUUUUGGACCACUUUCUGGAGAGAUUACAUGUGAACGAGCCCCAUGAAUCACCUACCUGUUGGUUGCAUUCAAUCUGCCCACUCUUUUAUCAGCUAAUCUAACUAGAUUUGUGGAAAUGGGUUGUCUGCUAUCGACUCCCGGGGAAGCCAGUCCAUUGAGAAGGGCUGCAAGUAUUGGGGAGGUGGCCGUGUUUGUGCCCGGAUUCCGCAUCCCUGAAAGCGUAGAUUUGUCUCAGCCACUGGGUGAUUGUUUGUCGAGAGGCCUUCUCGAUCGCCUCUCGAGUCUAAGAACUCGUAUGGUCACCAUGGCUGCUCAAGAAGCACGACGGUUCACAAAGCCAAGGAGAAUAACAACUACAAGACAUGGUUCUGCCUUGAGCGAACUUUUGCGUGCUCUUGAGGAUUACUUGCCUGUUCUUCUGGGACUAGUGAAGGAUGGUUGCCAAUUGAGAGACAAGGUGCCGUUUGUGUGGAUUAACCAGGAAGAUGAUGCAGAGGAAACUGCCAUGACAAAUGCUUGGUAUGAGGUGUUGUCUGUGCUACAUUUGAUGGCUAUGCUAUCUUUGUUGCAAGCCAAUAGGUUGCUUCUUCCCAAGAUAUCCAGCGAGGGUUAUCAGCUAAAGAUAUCUGAAGAGAACAGAAGAAAAUCGAUUGAUAUUUUGCUGAAGGCAGCAGGGUAUUUGGAUUGUGCCAUUCGACAUGUGCUCCCUCAAAUAACUCCAGAACACAGGAAGGACCUUCCACUGGACCUGGAAGAAGGAGUUCUUCGAGCUCUAUGUUUGCAAGCUCUGGGACAGUGUGUUGAUAUCCAGCUUGGGAUGGCAAUAGAUAGUCCCAAGGCAACGCUUGCUGUGAAAAGGCGAUUAGCGUGUGAAAUGGUCAAUUACUGGCAUCAGGCUCAGAACAACAUAGCAAAGCUUCCUUCUACAGAUGGCUGGGCUAAAAAGCAUCAACUCUUUAUUAAGUGGAAAUAUGCUGAAGCAAAGGCUGCUGCAUACUAUUACCAUGGACUGAUACUUGAUGAGGGCAACACAGAGAAAUCCCAUGGAGUGGCAAUAGCUGCUUUGCAAGCAUCAGAAGAGUAUCUGAAGGAAAGCAAGAAAGCUUGUGAAACUUUCAAUUCAACACCUCCUACAUCAAGGAAUCCCCCUCUUUGGGGAUCUAUGAAAUAUCUGUCUGAGAAGAUUCCUAAAGAUGCAUCAAGUAAGAUACGAAUCAAUCAAGAUCUUUACAGUGAAGAAAGGACAUUCAAGACAGCACCUACUUUGCCAGAUUUUGCUUUAGCACUAAAGCCUGAUGACUACCAACUCCCUCCGUUGGAUCCCUUAUGGAACAAGGAGGAUCACCACUGCUAGAAACUAGCAAAGGGAGAAAGCAUGGAAAAUGUGUCAGCAACAUGUUCUUCAGCAACAAUCAUGCUAUAGACUAUUGGAUGGAAACCAGUUACAUGUGUACAUUAUUUGUUGAUGUAAGAUGGUGUCCAUUUGAAGGAUGUUGAUAGUUCUUUGCCAAUGAGGAAAUCAAAUAUUCUUUUCUUUUGACUACAGCUUUGUCA
Messenger RNA from Musa acuminata subsp. malaccensis (wild Malaysian banana), 2676 nucleotides. RefSeq lists its product as uncharacterized. Lineage: Eukaryota; Viridiplantae; Streptophyta; Magnoliopsida; Zingiberales; Musaceae. The record is from RefSeq and is a predicted model, not a curated record.